Moneuplotes crassus is the source of this 974-nucleotide messenger RNA. The record is from the annotation of a GenBank genome assembly. Lineage: Eukaryota; Ciliophora; Spirotrichea; Euplotida; Euplotidae.
AAAAUGUUUCUAACUGAGAAGAAAGAAGUGAAAAAAGUGUUUAUACCAGGAUACACCGGCCACGUCCCUCAUAAAAAGAACCUCCCACCUUCCGUCUUCAUCGUUGAAAGCGAUAUUGCCAAGAAGGGCCUUGUCAAUAAGGAAGCAAAGAUCACUGCCGGAAGACAUCCAGGCGCCUGAAGCUAUUUAGGUCAGAAGAAUAGAAAUAUGAGCGCUGGGCCUAACCUUAAGGCAAACCAUAUGAAAUACGGUAACUGGAGUAAGAAAGCUCCUAAUUGGAUCUGUGGACCGAAUUAUCAAAUAAGAUACCAGCAUGUUCCUGGUUAUACCUGUCAUGUCCCUGGAGUGAAAGCUGAGAAUAUAUUCGGGAAAUCAUAUGCUAGGACUACUGCUACUGCCAACAGCAAUAAGAGAUUCAAUAGGAAUGUUGGACAAAUCCCGAAAUCAAUUGAAAGGCAUCAGGCUCAUAGUGAGAACGAGUUCCGCCGCUUUCUCGAUGCUCCAGAACUAAAACAGAAUAAGGAUUACCAAGACUAUUCUGCUUCGCUUAACAGAGAGAAGUAUAAUGAGAAGAACAAGAUUCUAUAUCAAGCUCCUGCUAGAACGGUGGGGACAAUCUGCUCUAAGACGGGAACAGAUUUCUUUAAUAACCAAGGAAUGAGAACCAAGCGCUUGAUGUCACCAAAAGUGAGCCAGGAUAUGUCAUCCAUCAAGGCUAGCACCAUCAAGCCAAAGUUGUUGGAGAGCAACAUAGUGAACGAGAAGAGGUUCUUCAAUAUGUCAGAUGGAUUCCAGAGAAUCUUCACCAAUGAUGCCAAGGAUGCCCAGAUGACAGUUCCUAUUAGUGGGUAUAAAGGCCAUAAGAGAGGUGAUAAAUCCCAAAAUUUCUUCGGAAAAUCCUUCAGAGAAUGUGCCAUACAGAGCAGAAAGUUGGAAAGAAGCCUACAAAGAAGAUAAUUGAUGGACAAUUUCAA